UACUAAAGACCUUAAAUAAGAAAUAAUUUAGCAAAGGGUUUAGGACUGCCUCACAGAUCACUGGAACAACAAAAUGGCUGCCAAGCGCCCAUUUUGUGAGUCUGACUUUUCCUGCCCAUAUUGUCUGGAUGUGUUUAAAGACCCUGUCAUCAUGGAGUGUAGCCACAGUGUGUGUAAAGCCUGUGCAGAGAAAUACUGGGAAACACAAGGAUGCCAGGAGUGUCCUGUCUGUCGCAAAAGGUUCUCCAAUAGUAAACUACAAUCUAACAUAGCUUUAAGGGAUCUAUGUGAGACCUUCUUACAGCAGCAGAUUGCAUCAGUAGGGUCUGAGGUGCUCUGCAGUCUGCACAGUGAGAAACUCAAGCUCUUCUGUCUGGAGGAUAAACAGCCUGUGUGUGUGGUGUGUCAGACCUCAAAACUACACAGAGGUCACAAUCUCAGUCCUAUUGAUGAAGCUGCAGCAGGCAUGAAGGAGGAAAUCAAGAACAAACUGGAGCAUCUGAGAAAGAAACUGAAGAUGUUUGAACAACUUAAACUCAUGUCUGACCAAACAGCAGCAUACAUUGUGACUCAAGUUCAGCAGACAGAGAAGCAGAUCAAGGAGGAGUUUGAGAAGCUCCACCAGUUUCUACGAGAUGAAGAGGCAGCCAGGAUAGCUGCACUGAGGGAGGAAGAGGAGCAGAAGAGUCAGAUGAUGAAGGAGAAGAUUGAGAAGAUGAACAGAGAGAUCUCAUCUCUUUCAGACACAAUCAGAGCCAUAGAGGAGGAUAUGAAAGCUGAUGAUGUCACAUUCCUGCAGAAUUACAGAAACAGAGUGGAAAGAGAACAUGCCUAUGUCCCGCUCUCUGGACCACAACACUCCAUUCCCUCCUGCUCCCACAAGAGGCUGUCAAAUAUUGCCACACGCCGCAUGCGGUUCCCACGGGAGUCUCGGCCCGUUGCAGGCCUCUAUUCCAGAGCCCAGUGCACACCGCAGGAUCCAGACAGGCUUUCAGGAGCUCUGAUCAUUGUGGCAAAGCACCUGGGCAACCUGAAGUUCAGAGUCUGGGAGAAGAUGAAGGAGGUUGUACAAUACACCCCUGUGAUUCUGGAUAUCAACUCUGCACACCCACAACUCGUCCUGUCGGAGGAUCUAACCAGUGUAAGGCGUGUUGAUGAGAGACAGCAGCUUCCUGAUAAUCCAGAGAGAUUUGAUCACUUUGCUAGUGUGCUGGGCUCUGAGGGCUUUAACUCGGGGACACACUGCUGGGAUGUGGAGGUUGAGGAGAACACAUGGUGGAGUGUGGGUAUGAUGACCGGGUCUCUCCAGAGGAAAGGAAACUAUACCUUUGUGAGUGGACUGUGGUUUGUUCUUCUUAAGAAUGGUAGAUACUGGGCAUGGUCUACCCCCAUUGAUUCACUGUCAAUGUCUACCCCACAGCCUGCCGCUGAGCUCAUAGUGCAGCAGAAUCCCCAGAGGAUCAGAGUGAAGCUGGAUUGGGACAGGGGAGAACUAUCCUUCACUAACCCUGAUAGUAACACACACCUACACACCUUCACACAGACCUUCACUGAGAGAGUGUUUCCAUACUUUAAUGGUGGUAGGGGUGCACCUCUGAGGAUCCUACCGGUGAAGGCCUCAGUCACAAUAGAGCAGCACAGCUAGACACAAAACACAAGGUGACUCACCAGACACUGGGGUUUUCUGUUGGUAUUUCAUGUAGUGUAAAGCCGUGCAUACACUGUGCGAUAUUUUCACUCGUGGGUCUUAAGAUUCUGCUCACACUGCACGAUGGAAUUUCACUGUUUAAAAAUUCACAACUCAUGACUCAAGACCUCACACUAUACGAGCCUACAGUCGGAUGCGAGCGAAACGCUUUCACUGUACGACGCGACAGGCAUGUUUCCCCGGUCUGCAGAGGACGGAACAUGCGCACCUGAGGUGGAGAUGAGGUCGCGCUCAACAGCGAAUCGCACGGCCCUAUUAAUUUGUGCAUGUGAAGUGUCAAAUCGAGUCGUAGCACUGCUUUAACUGUGCGAUUUAUGCACGAGCCACGACCAGAAUUUCAAACCGUUUUGAUGUUCUUGCAAUCCUGCGAUUGCACGAUCGUGAGGCGAAAUCGCUUGUCGUCACCCCAUGUACACUGCACGAUGCGAGACUCACGAUCGACCUGCGAUUGAGCAAGAAAUCGGCCCGACUCUCAAAAAGCUUUAGGUAAUGCAAUUUAAGGCCAUUAGCCCUAACAAUUUUGGGUGUAGUGUGGUGUAAUGUAAUACAAA
Engraulis encrasicolus (European anchovy) is the source of this 2259-nucleotide messenger RNA. Its product is annotated as E3 ubiquitin-protein ligase TRIM35-like. The transcript has 6 exons. Bases 74 to 1645 code for a protein of 523 amino acids. Gene Ontology annotation, biological process: protein ubiquitination. Gene Ontology annotation, cellular component: cytoplasm. The record is from RefSeq and is a predicted model, not a curated record. NCBI's taxonomy places the organism in Eukaryota, Metazoa, Chordata, Actinopteri, Clupeiformes, Engraulidae. Gene Ontology annotation, molecular function: ubiquitin protein ligase activity; protein binding; zinc ion binding.